AUGAUGGCGCCUGUGGUGACCGCCGCACUGGGUGCUUUGGGUCCUCUGCUAGCAAAGCUCACGGAUCCGCUCGCCAAUGAGUGCGGCCGGCUGAAAGGUGUCCGCCGUGAGAUCCGCUCCCUCCGAUCCGAGCUUACCGGCAUGCAUGGUGCUCUCAGAAAGUACACAAAUCUAGUGAAUCCUGAUGAGCAGGUGAAGGAAUGGAUAUCUCUAGUCAGGGAGUUGGCCUAUGAUACUGAGGAUUGCUUCGACAAGUUCAUUCAUCACCUUGGUGAUGGUGGGCCCCAAGAAGCUGGCUUCAAGGAGUUCAUCCGCAAGACGGCUCGCCGUCUAAAAACUCUUGGAGCUCGACGUGGAAUUGCCAACCAAAUCGAUGAUCUGAAUCUUCGUAUAAAGCAAGUGAAAGAGCUCAAGACUAGUUACAGGUUAGAUGAUACUGAUUGUACCACCACGGGCCAUGCGACCGUGGAUCCCCGGUUGGCCGCUCUUUUUGCUGAGCAGGCACACCUUGUGGGUGUUGAUGGUCCAAGAGACAAUCUUGCCAACUGGAUGCUGGAUGAAGAGAACAAGAAUCCUCGCAGGGUGUUGUCUAUUGUUGGGUUUGGUGGAUUGGGAAAGACAACACUGGCGAAUGAAAUCUAUCGCAAGAUUCAAGGGCGUUAUGAUUGUCAUGCUUUUGUGUCGAUCUCGCAAAAACCAGAUACAAAGAAAAUCAUCAAGGAUGUGAUCUCCCAAGUGUCUGACAGCGAUGCAUUCAAGAAAGAUAUUGAGAUUUGGGACGAAAAGACAUCCAUUUCAAAGCUAAGGGAACUUCUACAAGAAAAAAGGUAUCUUGUUAUCAUUGAUGAUAUAUGGUCUAUAGUGGCUUGGAAUGCUAUCAAUUGUGCAUUUCCAGAGAACAACUGUUCUAGCAGAAUUGUGGCUACUACACGCAUACUGGAAGUAGCUAGCUCUUGUUGUCCAGGUCCUGAUGACCAGAUCUAUGAAAUGAAACCUCUAAGUGAUCCUCACUCUCAAGGACUAUUUUUCAAAAGAAUCUUUGGCUCAGAGAAUUCCUGCCCUCACAUAUUUCUUGAAGUUUCAAAAGCUAUCUUGACAAAGUGUGGAGGCCUACCAUUGGCGAUUAUCAGUAUUUCUGGUUUACUAGCGAACAGACCACGUGUCAAAGAAGAGUGGGAGAAGGUAAAAUGA
Triticum turgidum subsp. durum (durum wheat) is the source of this 1191-nucleotide messenger RNA. The record is from the annotation of a GenBank genome assembly. NCBI's taxonomy places the organism in Eukaryota, Viridiplantae, Streptophyta, Magnoliopsida, Poales, Poaceae.